Molecule: messenger RNA, 600 nt
Organism: Phragmites australis (common reed)
Lineage: Eukaryota; Viridiplantae; Streptophyta; Magnoliopsida; Poales; Poaceae
Exons: 3
Coding region: 1-600 (199 amino acids)
Biological process (GO): DNA endoreduplication
Molecular function (GO): DNA binding
Source: RefSeq, a predicted model, not a curated record
AUGGCCUGCAAUCCCGCGGUGGUGUCGUUCCUGACCAACAUCACGAAGGCAGCAGCGGGGCUCGGUGCCGCAACCUCCCUCCUCUCCCCAUCCCUCUACACUGUCGAUGGCAGCGAGCACACUGUCAUCUUCGACCGCUUCCUGGGGUGCCUCUCGGAGACCGUCAGCGAGGGAACCCCCCUUCCUCAUGCUGUGGCUCCAGAACCCCUUCAUCUUCGAUAUCCCCAUGACCUACAGAAGGUCGACCAUCUUCACCUCCCUCGGCCUCAAGGAAGGAUGGAGCUGUUCAGGACGCACGUUUACCCCAUGAACAAAUACCUGACGUUGCAGAUGAUGAGCUCGGCCAAGGGCAUGGUCUGUGAGGACAUCUUCAAGAGCCCGGACGCAGCAGAUUGUGAUUUUAGAGGUGGAGCAGGUGCCACCAUUGAUGAAGCAACUCGCAACAAACCUGGAAAGGAAAUUGCAGAACCCCGUUCGCCGAAGUUUGAAUCUGAUGGUGAUGGUGAUGCUUCUGAAGAUUCAGAUCAUAUUGAUGAGAAUAGCACACAAAAUAUGAGUGAAGCACCUUCAGUUAGACAUAGGACUGCUGGGAAACUUUGA